UAAAUAUUGUUAGAGAUUGGCGAGAAUAAUAAUGACAGUGCAUUUUACUGUCGUUACCGUUACGGUCACACCCUCAGUAAUUACCAAAAACAAAAAAAGAAAAUUAAGAUAUUCGAAAAGUGAACAUAUAAAAUAAAGGAAAGCGGUGAAAAAACCGCCGGCCAACACUAUAGUAAAACCUUGUUCUCCCUUCCCUACCGGAGUUAAAUCACCGGCGAUCUGCAGCAUCAGUGAACUCCGGCGACCGUCCGUACACUUCUCAUCACUGGUAGAGGUGGCGGCAGUAAGGUAGAUUGGAUGGGAUAUGGCGGAGCCACCAUCACCGCCAUUAAAGGACAACAAGUUUCUAAAAGGAGUUUUUGCAGUGGGUGGAAUUAUGUCUACUCUUGUCAUCUACGGAAUCUUACAAGAAAAGAUCAUGCGAGUUCCUUAUGGGGCAAACAAAGACUAUUUUAUAUACUCAUUAUUUCUUGUCUUCUGCAAUCGGAUUACCACAUCUGCAGUCUCUGCUGGAGUUUUACUGGCAAGUAAGAAGGCAUUGGACCCAGUAGCUCCACUCCAUAAGUAUUGUAUAGUUUCUGUGUCUAACAUCCUUACAACAACUUGUCAGUAUGAGGCUCUCAAAUACGUCAGCUUUCCUGUUCAAACCCUGGCAAAAUGUGCCAAAAUGAUACCUGUAAUGAUCUGGGGCACUAUCAUGAUGCAAAAGAAGUACAAAGGACAGGACUAUUUCUUGGCAUUCCUAGUCACACUUGGUUGUUCAUUAUUUAUUCUGUAUCCGGCAGAAGGGGACACUAGCCCAUACAGUAGAGAAAGGGAGAGCACCAUUUGGGGAGUUUCUCUUAUGAUGGGCUAUCUUGGGUUUGAUGGAUUUACAAGCACAUUCCAGGAUAAACUUUUUAAAGGUUAUGAUAUGGAAAUACACACUCAGAUAUUCUACACAACCGUCUGUUCUUGUCUUCUUAGUUUCGCUGGUAUGAUCAUGCAGGGCAAUCUUCUCAUGGCAAUUGAUUUCGUAUCUCGCCAUCAUGAUUGUUUCUUUGACAUUGCUCUGCUUUCUACUGUAGCAACAGCUAGUCAAUUCUUUAUUUCGUACACAAUCCGCACAUUUGGUGCUCUAACCUUUGCAACCAUAAUGACCACCAGACAGUUGGUGAGUAUUUUGCUGUCAUGCUUGUGGUUUGGCCAUCCCCUCAGCUGGGAGCAAUGCGUUGGAGCUGUUAUUGUCUUUGGUGCCCUGUAUGCAAGAAGCUUCUUAAAUACUAUAAAGAAACCGUUAACUUUGGAGAAUACAGAAAAUAGAGCUUCAAGUCCACCAAAGGCAAAUCCAUAGCGAGAUCUUGAAGGAUUCCGACAUUUGCAGUAACUGAUCUGACUUGGCCCUCUCUGCAACUAAGCUGCUCUGAGAUAAAACUAAGGUGGAAUAGACAGGACUUCUAUUGUAGGGACUCCGCGUGGAAGAAUAGCUUGCUGGUUGGUUUUUAACAAUGUGCAUAUAAUGAUUUGAUAUACAUUUGAAAGACAUUUUAACAACCUGCCUCAGAUACUAUUGUUGGAUAGACAUAAGUUAUAGAAGUUUUCUGAGUUGUCUUUAAAAAUCUCUUUCUUCACUGUUUCCAGUGCCUUGUGAAGGGCGUAGAUUUGGCGGAGAUGGUAUUUCUCUCUCAAGGAUGGAACCAUAUAUCUGCUUAAAAGAAGUAUGAUUUGUGAGCGCUAGCGCUCUAGACUACUUCAGCGAUAACCCAACUUCCGCUUUUGUGGCUUAUAUGUGGGAUGAGUUCUGCUGCUAGCAACAUGCAACUUUUAGCUUGGCUGAACCCAAACAUAUGUGUUGCAUUAGUUUACGGUAAAAAGUGACUAGCAUGGGCAAAAUUAUAGUUUUUUUAUAAUCACUCGAGUGCUGACGGAGGACAUGACCCUUGAUAGGAAGGUGUGGAGGACGCGAAUUAGGGUUGAGGGUUCGUAGGUAGGAGUACGUCCAUAAUAGUAGGGAAGAAUGCUUUGUACUGUGACUACAGUUUAUUGUAGUUUCUUGUUCGUAGUUUUUUGUUGAUGUUUAUGAUUUUGAAUAGCUUGUUUAUAGUUUUACCUUGUGGGUGUUUUGUUUCCUUUAUUA
This is a messenger RNA of Capsicum annuum, 2116 nucleotides long. RefSeq names its product UDP-galactose/UDP-glucose transporter 5B. Gene Ontology annotation, cellular component: Golgi membrane; endoplasmic reticulum membrane. NCBI's taxonomy places the organism in Eukaryota, Viridiplantae, Streptophyta, Magnoliopsida, Solanales, Solanaceae. Gene Ontology annotation, molecular function: 3'-phosphoadenosine 5'-phosphosulfate transmembrane transporter activity. The record is from RefSeq and is a predicted model, not a curated record. Gene Ontology annotation, biological process: transmembrane transport. The transcript is spliced from 12 exons. Bases 305 to 1333 code for a protein of 342 amino acids.